Messenger RNA from Larimichthys crocea (large yellow croaker), 2765 nucleotides. It is a transcript of the gene arpc5b, whose product is annotated as actin related protein 2/3 complex, subunit 5B. Lineage: Eukaryota; Metazoa; Chordata; Actinopteri; Sciaenidae. Gene Ontology annotation, biological process: regulation of actin filament polymerization; Arp2/3 complex-mediated actin nucleation. Bases 152 to 604 code for a protein of 150 amino acids. The transcript is spliced from 4 exons. Gene Ontology annotation, cellular component: Arp2/3 protein complex; actin cytoskeleton. The record is from RefSeq and is a predicted model, not a curated record.
CACACAGAGGGAAAAAAAGGAGGAGGAAGUCAGCCUGCUGGUGACAGCCGUGUCAAAGAAAAGCAGUGUGUGGAAGAACAGGCCGGGACUUCAGCUCCAACUCUUGUUCCUUUUUCGGUGAACAUUAAAGACGCCCAAAACCGUCGCCGACAUGUCGAAGAACACCGUGUCCGCCCGCUUCAGGCGAGUGGACGUGGACGAGUACGACGAGAACAAAUUUGUGGACGAGGAGGACGGAGGAGAAAACCAGCUGGGUCCUGACGAGGCAGAGGUGGACUCCCUCAUCAGACAAGGAAAUCUCAUGGAGGCUUUACAAGCUGUGCUGAAGAAUCCGCCGAUCAACACAAAGAACCAGAACGUUAAGGAUCGUGCAGAGGGUUUGGUGCUGAAGGUGCUCAGCGCCUUCAAAAGCAGUGACAUUGAGAAAGGGGUGCAGUCCCUCGACAAGAACGGCGUGGACCUGCUGAUGAAAUACAUCUACAAAGGCUUCGAGAGGCCGUCAGAAAACAGCAGCGCAGUCCUACUGCAGUGGCAUGAAAAGGCUCUGGCAGCUGGAGGAGUGGGCAGCAUCGUCAGGGUACUAACAGCGAGGAAGACGGUCUAAAAGGAGAGGGGAGGAUCAGUUCAUUCUACAUCACUGACAGAUACAGGAGGACUGUUCAUGUAAUCUAACAGACAGCAUAGGGACUAAAAGGAACAGCUGUUUUUUUUAACCUGUUGUGCUCAGGGCUCGACUUAAAAAAGAAAAUCAAAUCCGGGUCACAUCAGGGUUAAAAAAAAAAAAAGCUUUUCUUUUUUCUUCCAAUGUGUGAUCACAGCCUACUAAAUUGUAUUCCUCACAGGGUGCUACAGAUAACUUCACACCCCAUGUGUCUGUGCUGUGUCCCUGAUCUAUUAACAGUAACCCCCCUCCCUCUCCAUGUUAUUCCUGUACAGUAUGCACUCAUUCUGCACACCAGAGGUUCCCAGCCUACAACGCAGAAAACACAUAUUCCUGCUCCACAAAAUGUUGUUUAUUUUUUAACAUCUCCCACUAAUCUUUAGUCUUGUGAAAUACUGGGUCUUCUUACCUCUAAAAACUAAUAGACAUAUGCCAAAAAGGUUGGGAGCCACUGCUAUACACAGUACCUACUCACAAUAUAAACAAACACAUGACUCCGAGCAAUGUAUCCUCUACUGAAUUCCACACAGACAGCUUCAGCUUUGUUUCUCUCAGGAAACUCUCUGUGUUUGUUUCUCUAUCUUCCUCUUGUGUCAUCUCUGCAGUAGAGACUUCCUGGUGGAAUAAAAGCCUGAUUCUCUGUCAGUAAAUCCUUCUCAUCGCCUCUGGCUUUAACACUUUAGCAGCAGGAGUCUCCUGAAAAGCACAGUCACAGAUGGAGGAUGGUGGAUUUGCUCACUGGGGGUCACCAUGCACCCGGAGGAGUGGGGGCUGGUGUCAUCCAUCCAUCCAUCCAUCCAUCCUUUUUCACGCGGCCUGCUGCCCCAGUUAAGGAUUAUUACCCACGAUGCAUCUCCGCCACCACUUCUCUCAUGAAUCCCAUUUUACUAUUCCUCACAUCCCAUGUGUGUGUGUGUGUCUUUGCUCACUGUACAUUAUGUGGCUCUGCUGGUACUGUUUAUAGGAGCUGCAUUUUGUCUGUACUUUCAGGAAAAUAACCUCUCUCAGAUUGCUUUUUUUAUUUUGGUAUUUAACAAAAGUAUAAUCUAGGAUUAAACAGUUUCCUCUUGGUUUUGUUGUUGUUUUAUAAUAAUGAUUUGCCUCAAGGCCAAAUCCCUACUUGAUCAAAAUAAUAAAGACAAAACAUUAAUAUUUUGCCUCUCUGAAAAAGGAGAGUGAAUUUUAUGUGAUUUUAAGAUAUAUGUCCUUUGCAUGAUCCCACCUUUGAGACUUUUAAGUAUUUUCUCAAGCAUUUCAUACCUGUCUUUUGUACACGUUUGUGUCUCUUCUGGAAAAAUCGAGUGAUUUUCUUUUAUAUUUUGUAUUGAAUCAGAGUUUAAAUUUACGCUCAUGGAUUCAAACAAAUCCUCCUCACAUGGUAUCGUAAGUCGUUAUGUUGCUACCGCAUAAACUUUUAAUUUCCACACAUUUCUAAAAUGAGGAGGAAAACUGGAAAUGUAAAAGUUUGAUCUGCCUUAUCAGGUAGAUUAAGUCUGUUGCCAAAUGAUUUAUUUUGCUUUCAUGGAAAUAAUGUAGCUUACAUUGAUGAUUUAAUUGCCAUUGUGUGUUAGAGAAGAAUUUUAACGAUAAACCGUAUAAAUGAACAUAAAAGCAAAAGUGUGUUACUUUUCAAGAAGAUGACCAACCUUGCGCUUCACAUAGACAUAGUGAUAAGAGGAAUUUGGUUCCAGCGUAAUGUUUUGUAACUCAUUUCCAAUCGAGCACUUGAGUGGAAGUGAAGUGAAUUUCUCGAUGGAUGUUGCUUUUUCACACAAAAGUAUCAUCGCAGUUGUUUUAUUCACGAGUUAUCAUCAGUUGAUAUUCAGACAUGGCUUUUCAUGUUUGAAUACUGUCAUCAGCGAUGAUGCGUCCAGACGUUAGAUCCCUUCUUCUAAUGCAGUAACGUCUAGUUUUACAUGGAAAGAGGAAGGAGAACGGUCUGCUUUCUUCUUCUGCUCCAUGUAUUCUAGUCAGAGAUGCUCUUCUAGCCGAGGGCGAGAAGAAGACGGAGCAUACCAAACUGAUGUACAAACUGCCUUACUCAAUAUUCCUUUUUUAUGUUUGUGCUUUUUUGACAAAAAAUAAAAGGUAUGAAUGCUGAUCU